UAUAUAUCCAGAUAUUUGGUCACCGAUCUGUAUUCGCUAUGCUCAUACUGGCUUUGCCAUUCACCUCUCUCUAACCCAACUUAUUUCACACUUGAUCAAGGUCAAUUGUCAUCUGUUUCUCGAUAGGAUUCUAACCAUACCGAUGUUUGGUAUGCUGCAAUAUGACUCGCGCAAAAAAGAAAUUCGGUUCGCUCCUCAACACGAUACCUACGGUAUCAUACAUCAUUCAGCAUGUGAUUACUGUCGAGACAAAAAACUACGUUGUUCAGGACAUCCAACAGGAUGUAAAAGGUGCGAGGAGCUCUCACGCACCUGCUCAUACACCAAUACGUCAUGCCGAACUCGACCUCGCAAUUACCGAAGGAUAAUCAAAGGUUUGCCUGCAUCAAAGCUAAACGAACGACAACAAACGCCAUCUCCGAAAGCAAGAGGAACUUCAAUUGAAGUGCCGCAUCAUGACAGAUCGACACUGGACGACAGUUCACGACUACAAACACCAGACCACAUUAUCAUUCCUCAAGACUCCUGCAGCUCCCUAGAUUUGAUGCCUAGAAGCUUAGAGCUCGAUAACGAGAUGAUGAACUGGGGCACUGGAAGUAAUGUGUCCAACCUGGUUGAUUUCGAUGCCACUCCGGUAGAUUUCCAGCACGUAUUUCCCUCUCAAUUAUUAUCGGAUAUCACCGGAUUGCCACUCACGCCUCCCCAAUCCACACCCAGCAGUCAAAGCAGGUUAGCAUCCCCCGCCAGCGAAGAGGAACGAAAAUGUAAUUGCUCAAACAUAAUCGUUUUCCUGAUCGAAGAUCUUGACGCUUCGCUUACUUCCGUCCUCAAAUCACCCCUCGAUGCAUCUCUCGCCCAACAAAAACGCGUGCUGGCAAAUGCGCGACGCAUACUACAAUGCCAAGACUGCACGCUGCGCACCGAGACCGCGAUACUCCUACUUUUCAUUUGCGAAAAGCUCAUAAAUCUCUCGAAUAGUAUAGUCGAUUUGUACUGCCGGCAGCAAAACGAAACAGAGCUGAGCAAAGAGAGAAAUGUGGAGCGGAAUCACGGUAUUGCGAUAGGCCAGUUUGAGGUUAUGUCGCACCGCGAGUGGUGCUGUAUCAUGCAGGCUCUGAUUGUCUUGCAGUUAGAAUGUUUGGACGAGCUGUUGAGGGAACAGGGUAGUGUAUUAUUGCUGGCUUUGCCGCAGUCACAAUGUGCCAAGUUGCAGUUGUAUGUGGAAGAUGUGGUGAUCUUGCGUAGGCGUAUGAUCACGUGA
Periconia digitata is the source of this 1261-nucleotide messenger RNA. Lineage: Eukaryota; Fungi; Ascomycota; Dothideomycetes; Pleosporales; Periconiaceae. The record is from the annotation of a GenBank genome assembly.